Folsomia candida is the source of this 1575-nucleotide messenger RNA. RefSeq names its product facilitated trehalose transporter Tret1. The record is from RefSeq and is a predicted model, not a curated record. Gene Ontology annotation, molecular function: sugar transmembrane transporter activity. Gene Ontology annotation, cellular component: membrane. NCBI's taxonomy places the organism in Eukaryota, Metazoa, Arthropoda, Collembola, Entomobryomorpha, Isotomidae. The coding region runs from base 112 to 1494 and encodes 460 amino acids. Gene Ontology annotation, biological process: transmembrane transport; carbohydrate transport. The transcript has 10 exons.
ACUUUGUAAUUAAUUUUCCAGUGACGAGCCGACUUUUGUCCUUUAAACAAGUUAUUGUCUGGUCAAGAAGUUAUAGGUUUGCUUGUACUGGGAUUAAUUUUGACCGUCAGGAUGGACAAAAGCACCCAACUUUAUGCCGCAAUGGCUGCUACGAUCGGAGCGUUUGGUUUGGGAACCGUGUUGGCAUGGACAAGCCCGGGUUUGCCAAGCCUGGAAAAGGAUUCGGAUGACUUUAAGGAUAUGUCUGACGAAACAAAAUCUUGGAUCGGUUCAAUCUUAAAUUUGGGCGCGCUACUUUCUGCGCCUGUUGUGGGUUUCUUGAUGGACAGAAUUGGUCGAAAACACACCAUGAUGCUUCUCUCGCUCCCCUUCGUGCUGGGCUGGCUUCUCAUCGGCUUUGCUACAAAUCUUGCUAUGAUCCUUGCUGGUCGGUUUAUUACAGGAUUUUGUGGUGGCGGGUUCUCUCUCGUUGCCCCGGUGUACAUUGGAGAAACCGCGGAAGAUAGUAUCCGCGGAGCUUUGGGUUCUUGCUUCCAAUUGCUGCUGGUUAUUGGAAUUCUUGUCGUCAAUUGCCUCGGUCUUCUGGUCGAUUAUCAGUGGAUUUCUUUUAUCUGCGGAGUCUUCCCUCUUGUCUUCCUGGUCGCCAUUUUUUUCGUUCAGGACUCACCCCGCUAUCUACUUAUGAAGGGCAAGGAGGCCGAAGCGAGCAAGGCGCUCUGUUGGUUCAGAAGGAAAACGUCACCCCAAGAAGUUGAGGACGAGAUGAGCAUUAUUCAAGCCGGUGUGACCGAAGCCCUAACGAACAAGGCUAAGCUGAGUGAUUUAAAAUUGCCGCAAAAUCUUCGCCCUGCCUUGAUUAUGUUUGCCUUAAUGUUUUUCCAACAGUUAUCAGGUAUCAACGCUGUGAUUUUCUACACCUCGGAUAUUUUUGAGGCUGCCGGGUCCGACUUGCCUGCCUUGGAGUCAGCCAUAAUCGUAACGGGAAUUCAGGUCUUUGCCACGUUGGGUGCCGUUUUUGUGGUGGAUAAACUAGGCCGGAAAAUUCUGCUCAUAGCGUCAGCCUCAGUCAUGUGCGUGUCACUGGUGGCCUUGGGCUUGUUCUUUAUGCUCCAGAGCCAUAGCUUGGACAAUGGUAUUGGUUGGCUUCCACUCGUCUCCCUCAUGAUUUUUAUUACAGCAUUUAGCAUUGGAUUCGGUCCACUUCCUUGGAUGAUGUUGGGUGAACUACUUCCUGCAAAAACGAAAGGACUGGUGGCAUCGAUGGCUACCAUGUUCAACUGGUUUCUGUCCUUUAUUGUGACCAAAUUUUACGCCAAUCUGCUAAAGGCAGUCGGAGCGCCCGCCUGCUACUGGGGAUUUGCCGGUGUUUGCGCGGUGGGAACAGCAUUUAUCAUCAUUUUCGUCCCGGAAACUAAGGGCAAAAGUAUGGAUGAGAUCCAGGAACAUUUCGGAGCUCCUCCUGUCUUGAAAGGUGGAAAGGAUGAGAGAAAGUAAUUCAAAUUACGAAAUGUUGCGUCGGUGUUACAGGAUUUGUUAUUUGAAAAUGUGAUGCAAUAAACAAGUCUUACUAAAAUA